Molecule: messenger RNA, 521 nt
Organism: Chironomus riparius
Lineage: Eukaryota; Metazoa; Arthropoda; Insecta; Diptera; Chironomidae
Source: the annotation of a GenBank genome assembly
AGUCAGUAUAAGCUCAGUGCUCGAUGUGAAAACUUUGAAUAAUCUCAUCAAUAAACAAUAAAAUUGUGAUUUUUUUUUAUGAAAUAAAUAUUAAGCUGUUUAUCUUAAAUUGUACAAAUUAAAUUAUGGUCUCGAUUAGAAAUGUGUUUUUGGUGUCUAUGCUAGUCAUCAUCGGGAAUUAUCAGUGUGAAUGCGGUGUGUUCUCAUUAGUAAGGGAUAUUUUGCAAUGGAAUGUGGCAGGGUUACCUCUAAUUCAUCAGAAAACAGAAUGGGAUUUUGAUCCAGAAGUAGCACAGAAAAGGCGAGAGCAGUUCUAUGAAAUUCAUGGCUACAGGGCUGCAAAAUAUUUAGAACGAAUUGGACAAGGUAUUGAUGGAAGACAUCGAGAACGAGAACACGAACAAGCCAUUCGGGAUGACGGUCAUUUACAAGGCGUUAAUCUGCUUCAACCUUAAUUAAAUAUUUAAUGUUAAACUUUCUUAUAGAUUCAUGUGACUUAAAAUUAGGUAGUAAGAAUAGCC